Molecule: messenger RNA, 921 nt
Organism: Ascochyta rabiei
Lineage: Eukaryota; Fungi; Ascomycota; Dothideomycetes; Pleosporales; Didymellaceae
Product: 5-formyltetrahydrofolate cyclo-ligase
Exons: 1
Coding region: 1-921 (306 amino acids)
Cellular component (GO): cytoplasm
Source: RefSeq, a predicted model, not a curated record
AUGGCUAUUCCUACAUCUUCCGAGCUGCCUCACAAGCUGCUUUGGGCAGGCGUCUACCCGCAGCUCUUGCGUUACGCGGUUCCCGACUCGCGCUUCAACUACGACUUCCUCAAGUUUACGCCAGACUUCCGAGGCUCCUCAGAUACGGUUGAGCGUAUUGCCAAAUUAUCGUGUUAUAAAGAGGCAAGGACAAUACUAGUCACGGGCGACAACAGCGUCGAGGGUUUGCGACACAGAGCGCUGAAGGAUGGUAAGAGGGUGUUGGUAGGCACGUAUAGGCUGAGGAGGGGCUUCGUGGUGUUGGAUCCCAAGAGAAUAGGAGACAGCAAGCUCGAGUUGGCGGCAUGUCUUGAUGCCAUGGAAAAGCCUGGGAUAGGAAGAGCGGUUUCAUUGAGUCAAUUGCGCGACGAGGGGUACAAGAUUGACAUGUGUGCGCUGGGUGGACUGGUGUUCAACGAGCAAGGCGUGGUCAUCUGGGAGGGUUCGGCGCUGUUCGAGGUUCAGUGGGCGUUGCUGCAGGACUUGAAGAUGCUUGACGUUACAACUCCAGUCAUCGCUGUUGCGCACGAGUGUCAAGUCGUCGAUGAGGCGCAGUAUGGCAUCGAUGUAAUCAAGCCUGACAAGAACGGCGAAGUGCAAUGCGACUUCAUCAUCACGCCCGAACGAGUGCUGGAAGUCAAGGGCGCUGUGAAGCCUGUAGGUGGCGUCGACUUUCAAAAGGUGGACCCAGAGGCGCUGAACAACAUCCCACCGCUGCAAGAGCUCAAGGGCAUACGCAUGAUGGAACAGAUCAUGUCAAGCAAUGGCUUUGGCAGCAAAGAGAAAGAAGGGGAAGAGCGCAAGCCACCAUCGGCAGAAGAACAGAUGGGCAUUGAUAUUGUUGAACGACUAAUGAAGGGCCUGAAGGGCCUGAAGGGCUGA